UGUGUUCACUCCGCCUCUUCCCAGCUGAUGCUCGCGUCCUUUCAAUUUCUAUUCUGAGAGGAAGACUUGAGCAAGAGGGGUCUGCGGGGGUAGCGCAGUUAAAACAUCCAUGGGUGGUUGUGUGGGUAGUCACCAUGAUUCUUCAGGCAGUUUAAACGAAAAUUCUGACGGAACUGGAGUGGCUCUGGGGCGUAACCAGGCCUUGAAGAGAGAGAAGCCCAAAUGGAAGAGUGACUAUCCCAUGACGGACGGCCAGCUGCGCAGUAAGCGGGAUGAGUUCUGGGACACGGCGCCCGCCUUCGAGGGACGCAAGGAGAUCUGGGACGCGCUCAAGGCCGCCGCCCAAGCCUUUGAGAGCAACGACCAUGAAUUGGCCCAGGCCAUCAUCGACGGGGCCAGCAUAACACUGCCACACGGCGCGCUGACGGAGUGCUAUGAUGAGCUGGGGAAUCGCUACCAGCUACCAGUCUACUGCCUGUCCCCACCCGUCAACAUGAUCGAGGAGAAGAGUGACCUUGAGAGCCUUGAGGUCAGCGAGCCCCCCCCCAGCGAGGGUCAGGAGUGCCAGCUACGCCUGCGUCUGUCCACGGGCCGGGACCUGCGCCUGGCGGUGAGGACCACGGACACGGUGCAGCACAUGAAGCGGCAGCUGCAGGCGGUGGAGGGCGUGUCGGCGGCCACCCAGCGCUGGUUCUUCUCAGGCCGGCCGCUCACAGACAAGAUGAAGCUGGAGGAGCUGAAGAUCUCCAGAGACUACGUGGUGCAGGUGAUCAUCAGCCAGCCCCCCGCCCCCCUGCCCACCCAGGCACCGCCCGUCCCCACACCAACCACACCCACGUCCAUGCCCGCCACACUGCCCCAGGACCCCACGCCCGUAGAGAACUAGUGCCUGGCACCUGGAGAGGGCACGCAUGCAGGAAAAGACAGACCACCAAGGGAAGACCAGCUUUUGACAAGUGGAGAUUUGGGUGCGGUUGUGAGGCAGACACGUGUCUGAGCAGAUGAAGGAACAGUUCUUUAGAACCGAGCCGAGCUAGGUGGUCAUGUAAAGUGUUUGUUUAGAGUUGUGUGAGGGUUUGUUAAGCUGUGUGCCCUCCCUCUCUCUUCUCCUCUCUCCUCCACGAGACGGGGAGGUGUUUCUGCAAGGCAUGCUGGGAUAGCAGCAGGGGUGUCUCUGUGCCUCAGCCAGAGCAGGAGGACUCCGCCUCCGUGACUGAAGACAACCAACUAGGAGCAGCAAGAGACUCCACCACAGGACAGGAACACCUGCUAACCUGGCAUUUCAAAAAUCUACCUUUUACAAAAACUCUUUUAAAAAAACUUGUCUUGUUUUUAGUGGAAACUGAACAACCAAAAAAUAAGAUCUGAGGAAACUAUAGGAAUAUACAGUAACAGACCAUGUUGUUACAAACCAUUUUCCAGAACCCCCUGCCUGUUCUCCAUCUCCUCUGUAGCUUCUAGUCAGCCAGCUGUCAGUUCUUCUAUUGCCCCCCCCCCCGUAGUAGCCUUGACCUGACCUGUAGCCUCUUUCUGCAGACGUUACAUGUAGCUCUGCCAGUCAACUCUUCCUCCCUCGGGAGCCUUCCUCCCCCGGGAGCCUUCCUCCUCCGGGAGCCUUCCUCCCCCGGGAGCCUUCCUCCCUCAGGAGCCUUCCUCCCCCGGGAGCCUCCCUCCCCCGGGAGCCUACCUUUUAGUUGUGAUCUUGGUUUGUGAAGUUAAUAGGCCGUCACUGCGUCGGAUUAGUUCCCUUCUCAUUCCCCAGUAAACAUCCCAUUAUGUAAACGUGACACUUUCACCCUCCUGUUGUCUAUUCAUACCUGAUAUUAUCUUAAGAUGAACUACUGGAGGUUUCCGCAGAACUUAAGAAACUAUAAUGUUGUACAAACUGAAUGUGCUGGGAUGAAGUGGCAACGUUUUAAAUGACAUUAAUGUUUAGAAAUUCUGCUUCACUACUUUAAGAUACUUACAGGGCAAUGUAUUUAGCAUUGCAUAAUCAUUUGUGUGUGUGUAAGAGAGAGAGAGAGAGAGAGAGAGAGAGAGAGAAAGAGAGAGAGA
Molecule: messenger RNA, 2055 nt
Organism: Oncorhynchus tshawytscha (Chinook salmon)
Lineage: Eukaryota; Metazoa; Chordata; Actinopteri; Salmoniformes; Salmonidae
Product: ubiquitin domain-containing protein 2
Exons: 3
Coding region: 110-886 (258 amino acids)
Molecular function (GO): protein binding
Source: RefSeq, a predicted model, not a curated record